Messenger RNA from Helianthus annuus (common sunflower), 996 nucleotides. RefSeq names its product NADPH-dependent aldehyde reductase-like protein, chloroplastic. Gene Ontology annotation, molecular function: oxidoreductase activity. Lineage: Eukaryota; Viridiplantae; Streptophyta; Magnoliopsida; Asterales; Asteraceae. The record is from RefSeq and is a predicted model, not a curated record. Bases 52 to 822 code for a protein of 256 amino acids. The transcript has 2 exons.
AACACCCAUAUACACCAAAAUUAUUACUAUCAUUAUUCACUAACCACAACUAUGGCUGCCGAAACCACCACCCUCCACGACCGGCUAGCAAUCGUAACCGGCGGAUCCCGCGGUAUCGGGAAAGCCAUCUCCCUGCAUCUCGCAUCUCUCGGGGCAAAACUCAUAAUCAACUACAACUCUAACUCUACACAGGCAGAUCUAACAGUCUCGGAAAUCAAUACCAAAUUCCCAUCACGGGCUGUUGCUGUCAAAGCUGAUGUGUCUGACCCAGUUCAAGUGAAAAGUCUAUUUGAUGCAGCGGAAUCUGCCUUUGGUUCCCCUCUGUACAUCUUUGUUAAUGCUGCUGGAAUCUUGGAUUCCUCCUACUCGUCAAUACCGAAUUCCUCGCUUGAGGAAUUCGAUCGGACGUUUGCGGUGAAUACCAGAGGGGCUUACUUGUGCUGCAAGGAAGCUGCGAACCGGCUGAAACAAGGAGGUGGAGGGAGGAUUAUAUGUCUGACGUCAUCAAUGGCGGUGGCUUUGAGACCAGGAUACGGGGCGUAUGCAGCGUCUAAAGCGGCAGUUGAAGCUAUGGUGAAGAUUCUUGCAAAGGAGCUCAAGGGAACGAGAAUCACGGCGAACUGUGUAGCUCCGGGGCCAAUUGCGACAGAAAUGUUUUUCGAAGGGAAAAGUGAGGAGAUGGUGAAUAGGGUAGUGGAGGAAAACCCGUUGAGUAGGUUGGGGGUGCCGGAGGAUGUUGCUCCGUUGGUCGGGUUCUUGGUUAGUGACGCCGGAGAGUGGGUUAACGGUCAGAUUGUUCGGGUCAAUGGUGGUUAUAUAUGAACUGUGAAGGAAAAAAAAAGUCGGGUCGGGUCUUUUUUUAUUUUAGGUCGGGUCGGGUCAGGUCGGUGGUUUUUCUUUUUUCUUUUUUUUUUUGUAAGAAUUAGUAUAUUGUUGAAGUUUGUCAUUGGAAGUAUUAGAUGGUUGGUGAAUCUUGAAUGGUAACACUAACACAUA